Molecule: messenger RNA, 8287 nt
Organism: Synchiropus splendidus (mandarinfish)
Lineage: Eukaryota; Metazoa; Chordata; Actinopteri; Syngnathiformes; Callionymidae
Gene: minar1
Product: membrane integral NOTCH2 associated receptor 1
Exons: 5
Coding region: 336-3125 (929 amino acids)
Biological process (GO): negative regulation of cell population proliferation; negative regulation of TOR signaling
Cellular component (GO): plasma membrane
Source: RefSeq, a predicted model, not a curated record
GACACCGCCGAGACGUGGGGAACAAUGGCUGCGAGGUGCCGAGCCACAGUCCGGUCUGGAUCCGAGUGCCAGCGCCCGGCGGGACGGGGCGUUCGCCGUCUACCUGCGCGCGUUGAACCGUGGGACCAGGCGGAUUUGAUUCCUCUGUAGCGCGGUGUGGACCUGCUCUCCCUGGAUGGUUUUUCUUCUCCCGUCCAUCAGUCGCAGUUGGGAUGAUCCCGGAGCAGUGAGCUGCACCAGCUGAUCGGAUGAUCCUGAGCACCAACAACUCGGGGUCUAGAUCUUCUGCGGUGGCCAGACCUUCUUAGCAGGCUCCUUCCCUCCAGACACUCACCAUGGAUCUGCUCCCAGAAUACUCCAUGUUCCUGACGCGGAUCCUUGAGGAACUGGACAACAAGCACAACAGCAUGUCCUACCAGGACCUGUGCAAGUCCCUGUGCACUCGCUUCGACCUGGUGCACCUGGCCAAGCUGCGCAGUCUGCUCUUCCACACCGCCUGCCUGGACCCCGCCUUCCCCGCCACGCUCUUCAAGGACAAAAUGCGCUCCUCCAUGGAAGACCCACAGUCCAAGAAGCUCAUGGUAGCUGCGGACAUUGUCACCAUGUUUAACCUGAUCCAAAUGAACGGGGGCAUGGCCAAAGACAAACUUCCUGUUGGGCACAGACCCAAGUUCCACAAGAACCAGUCUGUAGAUCUGGGUCAGAGUGAGAAGUACAAGGAUUGUGAGAGGGUUAGCUACGAGCACAUGGACAGCCCCGCUGACGGGCACUAUCACCACCAUCAUCACCACCACCCUCCUCCUCCUCAUCACCACCAUCACCACCACCACCACCUCCGCCCGCAGCAGCACCUGGCGCCCCCCAACACUCCCCCCUGCCCCAAGUCGCCCGAGUGCAACAAGAGCCAGCAGUUCCUUCCCACGUCAGACGCCAACUUCCUGCUGGGCGUCAGCAAGGAUCUGAAGUGUCGAGCCGCCUCUCUGGAUAAGCUGCACCACCUCCCCCAGUGUUCCAGCAGCAGCACGCCACCUUCUCCGCCCGGGGAGAUGCAGAGCACCUACUUCCCGAUGGAGGUGGAGAGCGACUGCCCCACCGAUCAGGAGUCGCUGCAGCAUCACGCGGAGGCCUUCACUGUCCACUCCUGUGUCCAGAAGAGAAACAUCUUCAAGCAGGGCUUCCACAACCUGGUGGCCAUCUCCCCUCAGGUCAUCACCACCACUGAGAGCAAGCAGGCCAGCAAGGCAGCCGAUCGCUACCACCGGAGGGAGCUGCACAAGCCCACCACAUUCUUCAACCACAGCUUUGAACUGCCUUACAGCAACCCCUACCACGAGGCCACCUUCAACCCUCCCCUUCAGGAGCAGCGGCGGGUGAAGCACGAGAGUCUGGACGACCUGCAGGCCUCCACGUACUUUGGUCCCACGACGGUCUCCGAGUGUGUGAGCAGCAGGAACUACAGUCAGAGGCCGGCGAGGCAGCCGUGGCCGGUGAAGAGCCUCAGUCUGAACACGGAGGAGGUGACCCCAGACUUCGAGAGGUCGUAUCAGAGCAACAAGCCGCACAAGGAGAACUUCCACCGCAACCUGAGCGUCAAUGAUGGCGAGCCGCAUUUCCAGAGCCCAAACAAGAACGCGGUGUCUUACCCCUCUGGAUUUGUAAAGAAAGCAAACGGGGUGAAAACCAAGGACGUAGCGCUGAUGGCGAGUGGACCUGGAGCUCAGGACAAGAAGGAGGUGUUGAGACGCUUCAGAGACAGGAGCAUGAACAGCUCGUCUUUCCAGGGCGUGGACAGCUCAUCGAGCAUUGGGACUCAGACCGAGCAGGCGGAGAAGAGGAAGGGGAAAGGUAAGGAAUACCCUCCCAAAUACGGCGAGAAAGAGCGGGCAUUCAAGCAGUCUGAUGAGGAACCAGAGGCUGUCAGUGACGACAUCAGCGACAUAUUUCGAUUCCUGGACGACAUGAGUGUCUGUGACUCUCUCAACAUCGUCCAGUCCUCGCUCUACAACAGCAACGGGUCUCUCUCUCAGGUAACGCUGAAGUCAGAAGGGGACAGUUCUCCGGAACGCAACACGGUGAAACUUGCCAAGUCCAAGCUGGACCGCCUUUUCAACUCCCUGGAAAACACCGACGACGAACUGAAGUCCAGCGUGUGCAAGCUGGUCAUGAGGAUCGGUGAGAUUGAGAAGAAGCUGGAGUCUCUGUCGGGCGUCCGCAGUGAGAUCUCCCAAGUGCUGUCCAAGCUCAACAAGCUGGAUGAAAAGAUUCAGGAGCCGGAGGGAAACGGGAGGCAUGCGGAGGCGGUAGCUGCCUCCGGGUCCAACCCCACGGCGGACAAGCUGCUCCCCGGCUCGGACACCAACCUCUUACCGCAUGUUUUCCAGUGCCACACCAUUGGGCACAACGUCAAGCGAGACAGCAGCGUGGCGGGGGACUGGUGCUGCCCAGAGGGAAGUGGCGCCGACAUGAAGGCAUUGAAAAAGAGCGUGUUCCUCAGGAGAUCGUCCCGCUCACUGAACGAGGAGAACUGCGGCUCAGAGUCAAAAGUGGGCAGCCUCAGUGAAUUCUCUCGGGACUGGAGGACAGUGUCCUACUCUUGCCACCCUGGGGAGGAAGGGAAGGACAAGGAUGGAGAGAGGGAGAGCAAAGACAGACACCGGAAAGUCAAGGAGGCAGAGCGGGAGCUUCAGUACGAAGCAGCUCACCGUCAUCCGAAGCCACCGAAGGAGACCUAUCUGAGCGAGCAGGUCUUCUCGGCCCACAACUAUAACCCCUCGGUCAAGGCUCACGUGAAAGGCAGCCCCUUGUACACGGAGCUGCGGCUCAGCAGCCUGACGGAGGGGAAGAGGGGCCAGCCGUCCUGGACCAUCGAGGAGUACAAGCGCAACUCGGCGGAGAAAGGGAAGCAGCUCUCCGCGCUGGACCUGCAGACAAAGGAAACGCUGAACCCCAACAACCUGGAGUACUGGAUGGAGGACAUCUACACGCCGGGCUAUGACUCGCUGCUGAAGAGGAAGGAGGCGGAGUUCAGGAGGGCCAAAGCUUUUAAGAUCGGUGCCUUGAUCGCAGCGGCCACCUGCACUGUGAUUUUGGUCAUCGUUGUUCCCAUUUGCACCAUGAAAACAUGAGGACGGCCGAAGGACGGACUGAGAGAGACGUGUGUAAACUUGUCUGGUCCUGUUGUCCUGCGAUUGAAUCCAAAUUAUCACGACUCUUUUUUGUUUUUGGAUGUAAAAGAUAUUAACUCUUGUGUAGGUGCAGAUCUAGUGAUGAUGAUAUACAUAUCCAGCGCCAUGGCGACGGCCCACCGGGUGUCAGUCUUCACUCGCCUAUAUAAUACGUAGGACAGCUAUUGUACGAUAGAAGCCAACUCAGCAGGUGCGUACUCAGUGUUAGCCGUAGUCUGCCGUGACGUUACGACGUGUUCCGGACGCCCGCGAGGCUCCGCAGAUCAUUUGGUAUCGUAGCUCGUCGAUAUAUAUUUUUCCUAUGAUUGCUGUAAAUUGUAUUUUUAUCUGUUGAUAAUCGAGACCAUUUUGAGGAAUCUGCAAAUACACUUUCUUAAAGUGAUUCCAGUCACGAUUGUAGCCGCAUGUGCUCAACAAAGCAAAGUGAAUGUAUCGAUGAUGUUUCCCUUGGAAAGUGACGGGACGUGUACGGCGGCAGUAACGUCUUCAAUGAGACCUGGCGUCCUGUUUCAUUCACGUGUUGCGUAAGUAAAGUCCGGACAUGAAGGGCAGAAUAAUGGCUGCAAUAUGGAGGGAGCUAGCUUCUCAUGCUAGCACCAACGUCCUUCCUCGGCUACCGUCUACGACAAUGCCUUAGUCAUACGUCACCUGCAACACCUACGCUCAAGGUUUCCUCAUUGUGACUUGAAAUUCUCUUUCUUUUACUUUGUUUUCAAAGGGUCGAGUCGCUGACAAAUGAUUGCAACACAAUUACAAUUUACUUUUUUACCUGGUUGUUAUUAUAAUAAUUUCUGUUAACACAAUAGAGACAAACCUGAACCACAUUUGCAGCAGGACAGGUUCCAUUUAGGUUUACAUUUUACAUUUGAAGACAUUCACCUCCAUGAUCAAUGUGAUUUUCCUUUUCCAUCCUGAAGGUUUAUUUCCAUAUUCCUAUUUGUUACCUAUUUACUAGUGAAGGGUCGAUGAGGCUUCAUGAAACAGUGUCCUGAUUUUCAGAGGCCACCAGGUGGUGCUGUCUGCUGUAAAAUGUUUGGACUUGAACAACUCAUUUAGUGACACCUCACAUCAUUUCUCAAACAAGAGCGCCAUCUAGUGGCCUCUGAAAAUUAGGACACUGUUUCAUCAACCCUGCAAAACGGUUUCAUGAAGCCUCAUCCACUCUUCACUAGUAUUCACUAUAAGUCCGUUCAUUCCAGUGUUGCUCCAAAUAAACGUUGCUCUUUUAUUUAAGAGCAUCUUCAUCUGAUGAUGAUGGUUAUGUACUUGGAGUUUGUGGCACUUGAACUAUAAGAGCUGACGUGUAGACAAGACUCACACAUUUUCUGACACACGGUGAUGCUAUCAGAUGAAUUCGAAAAUAGCGCUUCCUUCAUCAUCUACUCUACAAAUCACAAUGCACCGUUGAAUUUACAGGAAGUAAGAUCCUGUCAUUCUCUCUCAAGUGGGUUGCUUUUCUGCGCUGUAUUUUAUUUAGAAACGAAACGUUCAUCAUAUCUUUUGAAACGCUCAAAAGCCUCUCUUGGUCACGUGACUCGAACUCAAGGCUCGGGGGGGGCAAUAUCGUCCUGCCAUGUUGUUAUUUCAGCAGAAACUGUAGCACUAACAAAGAACGUUGAGAUUAUGACCUACAAAGAUGAGUGUCCAAGCUUCAACAAGGAGGUUACACAUGUCAAGGAUGAAUCUGGGAAGUGCCUGAACAUUGAUGAAGGUGAAAGGGAGUUUGAUGAAUGAGGAAGCUUCACUGCAGUCUUGUGAGUCAGUGAACAUGUUUGCAUGUGCGGCCCAGAAACCCAAACUAUUGUGUUAGUCUGGCUGAGUUCGGAGUUUUAAAAAGCGUGUAAACAGCUUAGUCCGACUACUGGAGAGAAAUUUCUCUUAGUCAGAUACACGACCUGGAUAAUGGGCUUAAUAGCUAAGCUAGCAUCUAGCCAGUAGCUGGACUAAGCUAGCAUCUAGCCAGUAGCUGGACUAAGCUAGCAUGUAGUCAGUAGCUGGACUAAGCUAGCAUCUAGCCAGUAGCUGGACUAAGCUAGCAUGUAGCCAGUAGCUGGACUAAGCUAGCAUGUAGUCCAGUAGCUAGACUAAGAUAGUAUGUAGCCAGAUGUCCGUGGUGUCGCCAUGACGACGUUGAUCUGAGGAGCUUUGGAUUCGUCGUAACUAUGUUCUCUCAGGUUGUUUUGAUCGUUCUCACAGGAAGAUUAGAGGACGUGAUUUGUUGGUUUAAGGAGACGACAUCACCUCCAUGUUAGCAACUGUUAGCAUGGCUGCUAUGCUAAGCUAAUCGAGGUUGAAAAGCGGAACUCUGUACUACGGUUACUCCACAUCUGUCAUCCUUUCAGUACAAAGACAUUAUUCCGAAACUAGCAAGUUUAAUCCCGACAUCUGCAGAAGGAAGCAUGUUGAUGGCAGUUCCAUGACGGCGUUGAACCAUCACUCUGAAGCGCUGAUUCUGACUCUGAAGUGAAACUUGUUCAUCUAGUUCACUAGUUCAUGUCUACAGAGUUUCAAUAUAACAGUCUGAACCGACUCCUCGCUACCUGUCAGCUUCCAUUGCUCUCCCUCUACAGUCAUAGGAACCGGAAGGACUGAAGAGCUCACAGCGCCACCCUUUGUCACGGAGGUGCAUUACCCAUGAUUCAGUGGCUUAAUGGAGGUGUUGCCUUAGUCGGGCUCUGCUCAGCAUGUAGCCGUACUCCCUGGUGAAGGAGGACACGUGUGUGUGUUGAAGCUAGAAACAGAGAAGCCGUGUGCUAAAAUGAGCCUUCAAUAAUGAAAGAGGUCACUGAUAUCUGAGUCUGUUUGAACUGCUUUCCCAUCAGAAAUGCCACUUACAGUUCAAUAAGUGGGAAUUUUCAUCCCUUGAUCUGUUGGAAAAUUUGCCCCCUGCUGUGCUUGAGUUUGACUCCUCUGACCUGAGCAUCUAUAUCACUAAUGUGAACACAAAUAAGCACCGUUGAAAAUGCACACAGAAUAUACGAUGUAUGAUUCACCUCCAAGUUGGUCACAUGGACUCAUGACUCAUUUAUUCUUUGCACAGUUUUACUCAUUCAAAAUGAUUUUUUUUAUUAUCAUCACUCGGCUGUUUCAGUCAUUUUCUGACAUUUUAGAAACCAGCUCUCGUCUGCUGACUCAAUAACUCACAGAUGUCUGUGUGGCCUGGCGGGUCCAAACGCUGCAUCGCAGGAGAACUUUCCAAAUGGACAAAAAAAGAAAGCAAAAGUUGUGCCAUUAUUUGACAAAACAUUGCAAAUCAAAUGGCGAACAGAGCUGUGCUGUUGGGGGCGCCGAACUGAUGAAACUGUCUGCGUGGAGGCAGCUUUGAGCUAUGAAGCGUCUGCCAGCGCGGACAGCUACCGCCGGGCUCCUGGAGUUUAUAGAGAAUCAGCGAAAAAAAGCAGUGAGGAACACACGCUGCAGAGUGUUGUCCCCUGGAAUGAGAUUUGAGAGUUGAGAUUUAUUGCCUUUAUAUUUAAAGAGCCCCUUCAGUAAACAUGACACCGCCUCACUGCAACAUUGCAUAUGGUUUCAUACGGUAGCGAUGUAAUACUGCUUUUUAACUGCUGUGAUUUCCCCACUAUAAGCUGCUACUUUUGUCUCGCGGUCUGAACCCUGCGGCUUAUACAGAGACACGGCUAAUAUCUGGAUUUUUACAGUUUAAGGAGCCAAAAUAUUGAGCCUCCUCACAUCAAACCCAUGACAUCACAGGUGUUUUAUUGACCUCAAAAUGCGCUGUUUUCGCCCGUGUGUCCGCAGCUCCGCCCACAGAGCCGAUCUCCUGGAGGAGCGGAGACAAGAAGCAGCAGCUGAGACCAGCUGUGGUGUCGGAACUUGGGACACAUUUUGAGCGCUUUAAUGUCAAUAAAAGAUGUGAGGAGUUGAUGAUUCCAGUUCAGAACAUUGGCCAGUUUGUUUCAUGAGUCAGUCUCCAUGCUGGAGCCCGUUUUCCAAACUAGUUCAGAAGUGAUCCUCAUGCAUUUUUAAGCCUGGUGCACCACUGACCGAGCCUCUCUCAUCUGCAGUGAGGGUCUGGUGAAACAGUGUCCUUGUUUUCAGAGCACAGUAGGUGGCGCUCUCAGUUUAAAAAUGAUGUGAAGUGGACAGUUUGCUUUAGCUUCGAAAUAUUUCAGUGAAUCAACAUAUCUAUUUUAAACCAAGAGCGCCACCUACUGAGCUCUGAUAGUAAAUACACUUUCAUGAGACCCAGCCAGCCCACCACUAAUGGUAGUUAGUAGUGAUGGGCAGGUGAGGCAUCAUGAAACAGUAUUGCAGGGUUGCUGAAACACUCUCCUAAUUAUCAGAGGCCACUCGAUGGCGCUGUUGGUUUAGAAAUGAUGUGAUGUUUCAUUGACUUAGUCCAAACAUUUUACAGCAGGCAGCGCCAUCUGAUGGACUCUGAAGAUUAGGACACUCUUCCAUGAAGCUUCAUUGACCCAUCACUAGUCGUGAGGGACUGACAUUGAGGCAGUGGUCAUCCCUGCUUGGCCAUCACACUGACCUUCACACACCUGACCCACCAGUUAUAAGUAAAUUUUUUAACACGUUUCAGCUACACGUCUGAUUAAAAAUGGCAAUAUUCAGAUGUGCACCAACUGCUGAACGUAGCUGCAGAAGAUAGUAUUUAGUAUGGAGGGGAAACCAACCAUCCGACUGAAGGUAAACCAUGUUAUUUUGCUGUGUAGCUGUAACGACUGGGACCAUAUUUUUUUACGCUGCUGGUAACCAACAAUUCCAAUGACUUUUCUCUUUGAUUUCAAUUGACGUCUCCAUUAGAGCCAUUGGUUUAAUGUCACGCUCUUACAAGGCGGAAGCAAUAUCACUGCAAACGACUGGUUUCAAUUCCCUGCAUGUCACUGUACUAUACUGCCUCACGACUGCCGUCUCUGAGCAUCGCUUGUACAUAGAGUCUCCCCAACAUGUUUCUGUUGUCUCAGUUUGAGCCAUGGUUUAUGAUGGCUUUGCUCACUGAAGGUCGCCUCUGUUCCUGCACUGUACGCACCUGCGGUGCACGUCAGUCCAGUGUGAAUGUUUGUAAAUAGUUCCUGGUCCAGGACACAUGACCGGACACAGCACAGGUGUAAACGUCAUAAUAAAAAUGUACC